GGAACUCUGUUGCGUUAAAUUCUAGUGUACUUUCUGAGUGCAUAUUUUACACAAAUAUUUUUAUGCGUAAAGCGUUCUAAUGUUAAGCGCAUUAUAUAGUAUUAGUGUUGUUAUUAGCUAGCUUCUUGAAAAAAUAUUUGAGGCCAAUAGUUACCGCUCGUGCUUUUGCGAUCUGGAGAAAGCAAUGGCACAGUUCAACUAUCUCAAUGAAUUGAAUAGUUUAGCUACUACCAUGGACGGACCUAUAACUCGAGGGCCUCCUCAGCGAUGGGCUAAGAAGAGCAAUAACGAGAACAUGAAUCCAUCUUUGAGUGCUUCUUUUAAGAACUCUUCUAACGUAAAUAUAAGUUCGUGUAACCAGUCUAUGCAGAAGUUGUCGAUAUCAGCCAAUCAAAGCGUUAACAGCGGGCAUUCCGGCAAGACCCCGACCAGAACUGAAAGUAAGAAAGGAAAGAAGACUCCUUCGAAGAAUAAGUCGCCAGGGCGCUCAACAACUCCGACUCCAAAUAAGGCCUCUAAAACUCCGAACAAAGCAGACAGGUUCAUCCCCUCGAGAAGUAACUCCAACUAUGACUUGUGCCAUUACAUGAUGAGCCGCGAAGACGACAAAGGCGAAGAGGUGGUGGCCCAAAAAGUGGCCGGCGAGGCCAUAGGGCGGGCCCUCACUGACAUGGAGCCCGGGCGCUUGCUGCAGUACACUUGCAAGGCACCGGCUGCACCUGAGGGCUAUCAGAACAGACUACGGGUGGUUUAUUCCCAGGCCAAGGUGCCGUCGUCAGUGAAGAAUACUACACGAUACAUUCCACAAGCCCCGGACAGGAUCCUAGAUGCCCCUGAAAUUCUUGAUGAUUAUUAUUUAAACCUUGUGGACUGGAGUGCGUCGAACAUCCUGGCCGUGGCUCUCGGCAACUCCGUGUACCUGUGGAACGCUGGCACCGGACAGAUUGAACAGCUGAUGACGUUGGAGGCUUCUGAGACGGUAUGCUCCGUACAAUGGGUGCAAGGCGGAGGCUCGCAUCUAGCCGUUGGAACGUCUGCGGCCACCGUCGAACUCUGGGACUGCGAGAAGAUCAAACGACUUAGGAUAAUGGACGGGCACACAGGCCGUGUCGGCUCACUCGCUUGGAACACAUAUGUAGUGUCAAGCGGUUCCCGAGACGGCACCAUCAUACACCACGACGUACGGCAGCGGGAGCAUGCAGUCGCCACAUUGUCAGCACACACGCAAGAGAUUUGCGGUCUCAAAUGGUCCCCGGACGGCCGUUACCUAGCUUCUGGCGGUAACGACAACCUUCUCAACAUCUGGCCCAUCGUGCAAGGACAGCGGUAUUCGCAGCCACAGUACCUGUACUCAUUCAACCAACACUUAGCAGCCGUCAAAGGCCUCGCUUGGUGCCCAUGGGCCGGCGGCAUCCUGGCGUCGGGCGGCGGCACGGCGGACCGCACGAUUCGAAUUUGGAACGUCAACACCGGCGCCAAUCUCAACACUGUCGACACCAAGUCGCAGGUCUGCUCUCUCCUCUGGAGCACCCACUACAAAGAGCUAAUCUCCGGUCACGGGUACGCACAGAACCAGCUUGUGAUUUGGAAGUACCCGCUGAUGUCGCGCGUGGCCGAGCUCACCGGGCACAUGGCGCGCGUCCUCCACCUGGCCUUAUCGCCAGAUGGCACCACCGUGCUCUCCGCUAGCGCCGACGAGACACUGCGUCUUUGGAAGUGCUUCAUGCUAGACCCGGCGAAGAAGAAGGAGCCCACAGAAUCAAAGGCGGCCAAGUCCUUGCUCAAUAUGAACUCUCUGAUCAGAUAACUGGUAUAUUUACAGCGCUAGAAUUAAUUUUAUUGUAGGUCUACUUUUUACUUGCAAUUUCGUUGUGAUUAUUUUGAGUCCGGUUAGUUUGCAGUGACAUGUAUUUCACAUGUAUUUAACGUAAAACAACUGAAAUAAUGUCGGUUGUUUUGAAUUUUAUUUUCCGUACUAUUGGA
Molecule: messenger RNA, 1983 nt
Organism: Leguminivora glycinivorella
Lineage: Eukaryota; Metazoa; Arthropoda; Insecta; Lepidoptera; Tortricidae
Gene: fzy
Product: cell division cycle protein 20 homolog
Exons: 11
Coding region: 185-1807 (540 amino acids)
Biological process (GO): positive regulation of anaphase-promoting complex-dependent catabolic process; anaphase-promoting complex-dependent catabolic process; positive regulation of ubiquitin protein ligase activity
Cellular component (GO): anaphase-promoting complex
Molecular function (GO): anaphase-promoting complex binding; protein binding; ubiquitin ligase activator activity
Source: RefSeq, a predicted model, not a curated record